This is a messenger RNA of Penicillium pulvis, 1461 nucleotides long. RefSeq names its product tannase. NCBI's taxonomy places the organism in Eukaryota, Fungi, Ascomycota, Eurotiomycetes, Eurotiales, Aspergillaceae. The record is from RefSeq and is a predicted model, not a curated record. The coding region runs from base 1 to 1461 and encodes 486 amino acids. The transcript has 3 exons.
AUGCCAAACCUCUCCUACUUCGAUGAGGUGUACUACCCCGACGCCACUUUCGACUACUGCAAUGUCACCAUGACCUACUCCCACCGCGGCAAGGACGACAAGGUCUUAUUGAACUUCUGGCUUCCUACCCAGAGCAGUUCCAGAAUCGUUGGCUUCGAUGAUGUCUUUCCUUUGGUUAACGGAACUUCCAACCUGGAUGCUCUGUACAUGUUCGGUUACCAGGCUCACCAUGAGAUGUCUUCCAUUGGUAAGGCACUCACGAAGAACUUCUACGACAUCUCGGACAAGAAGCUUUACGCAUACUAUCAAGGGUGCUCUGAGGGUGGUCGUGAAGGAUUCAGUCAAGUCCAGCGCUUCCCCGAAGAGUGGGAUGGUGCCGUUAUUGGUGCCCCUGCAGUUCGCUACGGUCAGCAGCAGGUGAAUCACCUAUUCCCCCAGGUUGCUCAGCAAACUGCUGGAUACAUUCCACCGUACUGCGAACUGGAGAAGAUUGUGAACCUCACCAUCUCUGCGUGUGACGCUCUUGAUGGUAAGGUGGAUGGUCUUGUUGGACGCACCGAUCUCUGCAAGCUUCACUUCGACUUCAACUCGACUAUCGGCGCUAGCUACGACUGUGCUGCCACCUCUGCAACUCUGCGCAAGAGACAAAUGCCCUCCGCCGCUAAUCCUGCUCAAAACGGUAUCGUGACUAAGGAGGGUGCAGACCUAGCUGCCAUAAUCUAUAAUGGCUUUAUGGACAGCGAUGGCCGCCGAGCUUACUUUUGGUACCAGUAUGGCUGUGAGAUGACCGAUGCCGAAACUGUGUAUGAUUAUACUACUGGAAAAUGGGGUAUAGAUAUUUCUGAACUCGGUGGUGAGUGGGUUACUCGUGGCUUGGAGCUGCUCGCAGAGGACAACCUCUCCACCCUGGACGGCGUCACCUACGAUACUCUCCGUGAUUGGAUGCUGGAAGGCUGGCAACGCUACGAAGAUGUCUUGCAAACCACCUGGUCUGACCUGAGCCCCUUCGAAGCUGCUGGCGGCAAGAUCAUCUCUUACCACGGUGAAUCCGACAACAGCAUCCCCCCUGCCUCUUCCGUCCGCUUCCACGAGUCUGUUCGCUCCACUAUGUAUGGGAAUGAGUCAUUCGCGGAGGGCACCGGCAGCAUCAAUGACUGGUACCGCCUUUUCUUGGUCCCUGGUGCUUCUCACUGUGACACCAAGUCCCUACAGCCCAACGCUCCUUUCCCGCAGACCAGCCUUGGUUCACUGAUCGACUGGGUUGACAAGAGGGAGAUGCCUGUCACUCUUAACUCUACUAUCUUGUCUGGCGAUCACAAAGGUGACCAGCAGCAGCUGUGUGCUUGGCCUCUACGUCCUCUUUGGAAGAACAACGGAACUAUCAUGCACUGUGUCUUUGACAAGGCCUCGUAUGAUACUUGGAUAUACGAUUUUGACGCUUUUCCCUUGCCUGUCUACUAA